Messenger RNA from Motacilla alba alba, 1884 nucleotides. RefSeq names its product stanniocalcin 1 (gene STC1). Gene Ontology annotation, cellular component: extracellular region. The transcript has 4 exons. Gene Ontology annotation, biological process: intracellular calcium ion homeostasis. The record is from RefSeq and is a predicted model, not a curated record. NCBI's taxonomy places the organism in Eukaryota, Metazoa, Chordata, Aves, Passeriformes, Motacillidae. The coding region runs from base 283 to 1026 and encodes 247 amino acids. Gene Ontology annotation, molecular function: hormone activity.
UCCCGGUCCCCCAGCGAGCAGCAGCCAGAGGGGCCGCCCGGAUCCUCCGCACAUCCCUGCGCUCAUCCCCGGGCUCGCCAGGAUCCUCCCUCCCUCCUUCCCUCCCUCCUGCGAGCGCGUAUCCAGCUCCACAUCUUUGCUCAAGCCGGAGUGGAAGAGGAGAGGCGCACACAUCCCAAAAAAAAAAAAAAAAAAAAAAAAAAAAUCUACCACCCAAAAAAAAAAAAAAAAGAAAAAAAAAAAACCAACCCAACCCCACACUUAGCGGAAACUUGUCAAAGAAUGCUCCUAAAGUCUGGUUUUCUCCUGCUGCUGCUGAUCAGUGCAUCCGCAUCCUACGAAGCUGAGCAGAAUGACUCUGUGAGCCCCAGGAAAGCGCGGGUGGCAGCCCAGAACUCAGCCGAGGUGGUUCGGUGCCUGAACAGUGCCCUCCAGGUGGGCUGCGGCGCCUUCGCCUGCCUGGAGAACUCCACGUGCGACACGGACGGGAUGUACGACAUCUGCAAAUCCUUCCUCUACAGCGCUGCCAAGUUCGACACUCAGGGAAAAGCUUUCGUGAAGGAGAGCCUGAAGUGCAUCGCCAACGGGGUGACGUCCAAGGUGUUCCUGGCCAUCCGCAGGUGCUCCACGUUCCAGAGGAUGAUCUCCGAGGUGCAGGAGGAGUGCUACAGCAAGCUGGACAUGUGCGGCAUCGCCCGCCGCAACCCCGAGGCCAUCACCGAGGUGGUGCAGCUCCCAAACCACUUCUCCAACCGGUAUUACAACAAGCUGGUGCGGAGCCUGCUGGAGUGCGACGAGGACACGGUGAGCACCAUCAAGGAGAGCCUGAUGGAGAAGCUGGGGCCCAACAUGGCCAGCCUGUUCCACCUGCUGCAGAGCGACCACUGCGCCCAGGGCCACCCCCGCGCCGAGCUCCUGCGCAGGAGGCUCUCGGAGCCGCAGAAGCUGAAGCUGCUCCUCAGGAACCUGCGAGGUGAGGGCUCCGCGCCCGCCCACGCCAAGCGCGGCUCCGCCGAGCGCGCCUGAGCGGGCAGGGCAGGCCGAGCACGACCAAAGCUGAGGGCUCUAGGAGUGCUGCACCCAAAGCCGGUGGACUGUUGGUGUUUUAACCCCCAGGAGCUGGGUUUAGUUCCUUAGGGCUCGUUUAGUUAGUUCAUCUUUUCUGUUCCUCUCCAACAACACUUCUGCAUGGUCUGUGUUCGGUGUCGCGGCUUUCCCGCCAGCCAGACGGCUCUGUCUCUUCUCUUCCCCACAAAAAAAUCUGUUAUCCCAAAAAAUCUUAGUCAUUAGUAGAUCCCUACAGUGGUCGGGCCUUCAGGCACCAAACUCCCAACGUUUGGAGGCUGAGUUUUGUCCCAAACUGUUGUGCUGACACCACCCAGGCCUGGAGCUUCGGCGCCGAGGGGAGGAGCCGGUCCUCUCCUGCAGGUGACGAAAGAUGCACUAAAAACUCAUCCUAAAAACAUCCUAAAAACAUCCGUGGGAUUCAUGUCAUGAAUCUGUGCUGGCCACGGACGAACAUGGAUGUCACGUUCCUGGUCCUGCAGUGUCACCCUCAGUCCUAAUCCUUCCAGCAGAGUGCUGUGAACACGUUUAAGUCGGGAUUUACCAAACUCGCUGCAUGGCUUAGUCACCAGGAGCUGGCACCACGGUGCAAAAUGAGGUCAAACCACCCCACAAAGCCCAAGAGCAGGAGAGGCACAUGUUCUGCCGUGGAAAGAGGCUGUGGCUGGAGCUGGUCAGGAGGUCCCAUAACCGUGCGUUGUAUUUCAAAGCUCACAUCUCUGUACUGUAUUUAACUGCCUGAAGCUUUAAACCAAGCCUAACAGAAAGAAAGCCUGUCUUAAGAUUAGAGUAUUAAAGGCCUUGCUCUAACUGUGGUAU